UCCCGGCCGCUUCCGGUGUCUCGCCGCGGCCGCCUCUUCCGGCGCGGCGGCGCGGGUCUGCCAUGGAGCAGGACGACCCGGCCGAGGCGUUGACGGAGCUGCGCGAGCGGCGGCUAGGCGCGUUGGAGCUGCUGCAGGUGGCGGCGGGCUCGGGCCUGGUCGCCUACGCCGUGUGGGCGCUGCUGCUGCAGCCGGGCUUCCGCCGCGUGCCGCUGCGGCUGCAGGUGCCUUAUGUUGGCGCGAGUGCCAGGCAGGUGGAGCACGUGUUGUCGUUGCUGCGAGGCCGUCCAGGAAAGAUGGUGGACCUGGGCUCUGGCGACGGCAGGAUUGUGCUGGCUGCCCACAAAUGCGGUCUCCGCCCAGCUGUGGGCUAUGAGCUGAACCCGUGGCUGGUGGGGCUGGCGUGGCUGCAUGCCUGGAGGGCAGGAUGUGUGGGCAAUGUCAGCUACCGCCGUGAGAACCUCUGGAAGGUGAGCCUGAGGGACUGCCACAAUGUGUCUGUGUUCCUGGCUCCUAGCGUGCUCCCACUGCUGGAGGACAAGCUACAGGCAGAGUUGCCUGCAGGAGCCCGAGUGGUGUCUGGGCGCUUCCCCCUCCCCACCUGGCAACCUGUGGCUGUACUGGGUGAGGGCCUGGACCGCGUCUGGGCCUAUGAUGUCCACAGUGGUGGGCCAGCUGGGCAGGCUGUCCCAGGGCCUAGUUCUGCCUCUGUACCUGGAGCCCCCAAUUCUCAGGUUGGCUGACUGGACACAAUAAAGACUCAGUGGGUUCCA
Messenger RNA from Eubalaena glacialis (North Atlantic right whale), 773 nucleotides. RefSeq names its product adenine nucleotide translocase lysine methyltransferase (gene ANTKMT). Gene Ontology annotation, biological process: positive regulation of proton-transporting ATP synthase activity, rotational mechanism; regulation of mitochondrial ATP synthesis coupled proton transport; peptidyl-lysine trimethylation. Gene Ontology annotation, molecular function: protein-lysine N-methyltransferase activity. The record is from RefSeq and is a predicted model, not a curated record. The transcript is spliced from 6 exons. NCBI's taxonomy places the organism in Eukaryota, Metazoa, Chordata, Mammalia, Artiodactyla, Balaenidae. Gene Ontology annotation, cellular component: mitochondrion. The coding region runs from base 63 to 743 and encodes 226 amino acids.